UCACGGAACUACCCGGAAGUGUCUGUCAGUGAGGCAAGGCGGCGAGUGAAUAAACAUGGAAAGAGGUGCGUACGGGGCGGCCAAGGCCGGGGGUAGUUUCAACCUCGAGCAGUUUCUACGACGACCGGAAACCAUUUUCAGGAUCUGUUCUUGUCUCUUUGCUCUGAUUGUUUUUGCCUGUAUUGUGAGUGAAUAUCCAAGUGACAGAGAAGGCAAGUUGUUUUGUAUCUUUGGUCGCAACAAUGAUGCCUGCCAUUAUGGGGUAGGCAUUGGAGUUCUGGCCUUCAUUGGGUCCCUGGUGUUUCUGGGCCUGGAUAUCUACUUCCCAACAUUGAGCAAUGCCAACUACCGCAAAUACUUGGUGCUAGGAGACCUGGGAUUCUCUGGACUGUGGAGCUUCCUAUGGUUUGUGGGAUUUUGUUUUUUAACGAAUCAGUGGUCAAUAACAGAUCCACAUAGCUAUUUAACUGGAGCAGACAAUGCACGAGCUGCCAUCGCAUUCAGCUUCUUUUCUAUUCUUACAUGGAUCCCACUGGCUUUUCUAGCAUACAAGAGGUACACAGCAGGAGUGGAUGAUUUCAGUACAGACUAUGUGGAUCCAUCCCAGGACACCACCACACCUUACUCCAGCUACCCAAACACUGUUAGUGACAGCUACCAGCAGCCCCCUUUUACCCAGAACUCCGACACAGGAGAGUAUCAACCACCAGCAUACUGAGCAGACCUCUACUGCAAAAGCUCAGGAAGAAAAGUGAUCAGCCACGGAUCCAGUGGUUGAAAAAGUUUAUUUUUUAUUUUUGUUUAAAUAACAUAAGAUUCUAAACCUGGAUGCAACCUGCUCUUAGCUGUCAUUUUAUUCUUGUAGGAAUCAGUUGUGAGCAGUGUACCUGUGGAUACACAAGUGUUUCUAAAUUUAUAAGUGCCUAUAGGGACUUAAUUCUCAAGCUGACAUUCUGUUUCUCUGUGUUGAAUUCAUUAGAAGUCAUUUACACCUCUGUGAAGCAGAUUUGGUCAGUGUUUGAGUAAAGUUUAAUUUAGGUCCCGGAUGAUCUGUUUGCACUACCAAAAUCACUAGUUUUAUGUGCCUUACUGUAUUGACUUAGCUGAAAAGCCAUGUCCUUGUAUGCUGUACACCAAGGAAGAAAUUGUAAAAGCUAUUUUUUUGUCUAAUUUAAUGCUGCAUAAUUAAUGCAGCUUCUUAAAGUCACCUUGCCUAUAACCGAUGUAUCCUUUACAAUGGACACUUGUAUUAUUACCAGACAGGUUUGCCAGUUUGUAUUGAUUAAAAGCAUUGCAUUUUGUGUUGUCA
This is a messenger RNA of Bombina bombina (fire-bellied toad), 1309 nucleotides long. RefSeq names its product synaptogyrin 2 (gene SYNGR2). The record is from RefSeq and is a predicted model, not a curated record. NCBI's taxonomy places the organism in Eukaryota, Metazoa, Chordata, Amphibia, Anura, Bombinatoridae. The coding region runs from base 56 to 718 and encodes 220 amino acids. The transcript is spliced from 4 exons. Gene Ontology annotation, cellular component: neuromuscular junction; synaptic vesicle membrane.